AAAGAAAUUUUGGAUAAUCAACGAUAAGAUUAUUUUACGACAAGUGAUUUUUUCUUUAGAAAUUCACUCGUGAUAAUUGAUACUAUAAAUAGUCUAUUGACAUACAUUAUUUUUAAGUUUCAUGUGGUAUUUGACUUGACUAAUGUUGUGAUCCUGUUGCUGGGCUGAUAUCGAUCCUUGUCACAAUCUCCAAUUCCACCCAUCAUUCACCAUUGCAACUCCAUCAAGUCCUGACCUGUUGCUGGAGAGAUGGACCGUUGGGAAGGCAAAAUAGCUGUAGUUACAGGCGCUAGCUCUGGAAUUGGGGCUGCUAUAGCAAAAGUUUUGGUCCAAAAAGGGCUCAAGGUGAUUGGUCUUGCGAGACGUGUUGGACGGGUUGAAGAGCUUGCUGCUGAUUUAGCCGAUCAACCUGGAGAGCUUUUCGCUGUUGCUUGCGAUCUCACAAAAGAAGAGAGUAUUCUGGAAGCUUUCAAAUGGGUCAUUGAUAGCGUGGGGCCGGUGCAUAUUUUGAUUAAUAAUGCCGGGCUCACCAAAGCGACCAGUCUUUCCGACGGCGACAGCGCCCUCUGGCGCCAAGUCCUCGAGGUGAACAUCAUGGCUUUGUGCAUCUGCACCCGCGAAGCGGUCAAAAUAAUGAAAGAACACGACAUCGACGGCCACAUCAUCCACUUGAACUCCAUCGCAGGCCACCAGAUCCAAAACGUCCCCGACUUCAACGUGUAUCCGGCCUCAAAAUUCGCCGUUACGGCCCUGACCGAAACGCUCCGACAAGAGUUAGUCAGGGACAAAACCCGGAUCAAGGUCACGAGUAUAAGUCCGGGAGUUGUUCGGACCGAAUUCCAAGAAGGCAUGGGCGGAGACGACAUGAAGGAGAUGUUAGCGCAAAUACCGGCCCUCAAACCGAAAAAUAUAGCACAGGCCGUGGUUUAUGUCUUGGGGACAGACCCUGAUGUCCAGGUGAGCGAGUUGACGAUUCGCCCGGUGGGAGACCCGUUUUAAUAAAUUACGGCGAAAAUUGGUUUUAUCCAUUUAAAAAACCGCACAGUGUGACGCAUUGAAUGGACUGCAAUUACAGGAAUCUAUAAUUACAGGAAUCUGCACAACACAAUUGACAAAAAUUAAGGAUAUUGUUUUUUAUUUAAAUAUUUUGCACAUAAUUUGUAUUUGGGAUCUAAAUAAAAUAAUUUGGAACAGA
Molecule: messenger RNA, 1195 nt
Organism: Tribolium madens (black flour beetle)
Lineage: Eukaryota; Metazoa; Arthropoda; Insecta; Coleoptera; Tenebrionidae
Product: farnesol dehydrogenase-like
Exons: 5
Coding region: 250-999 (249 amino acids)
Molecular function (GO): oxidoreductase activity
Source: RefSeq, a predicted model, not a curated record